This is a messenger RNA of Aspergillus saccharolyticus JOP 1030-1, 1894 nucleotides long. Its product is annotated as Dor1-like family protein. Gene Ontology annotation, biological process: intra-Golgi vesicle-mediated transport; cytoplasm to vacuole targeting by the Cvt pathway. The transcript has a single exon. The coding region runs from base 129 to 1586 and encodes 485 amino acids. Lineage: Eukaryota; Fungi; Ascomycota; Eurotiomycetes; Eurotiales; Aspergillaceae. Gene Ontology annotation, cellular component: COG complex. The record is from RefSeq and is a predicted model, not a curated record.
GGAUAUGACCCGCCAAGGCGGCAUGCCGUGCCAAUCCGUCGCAAACCAAAGCUGGCCAGUUUCUCCUGCUUCAAGACAUCUCCCACUUCCUUUAUCCCUUUUGUCUCUCGACUUAGGAGCAAGCAGCCAUGGCUGACUAUCUUUAUGAGCUUCUAGCUCCUCAGCUAGGUGCAACCCCUAAUGCUUCUUCCGCUCCCCGCUCCCCGGAGCACGAUACCACCACCGCCCAGUAUCUCAACCGCCUCCCCACCCUCUCCCUUCAAGCAUUGCAGACGACAGAGCCCCAAUCCCUAACGCAAGCCUCACACUCAACACUUUUGUCGCUACAGGCGCUGUCAAACCGCUCGCACAAAGCCUUCAUCGCUUCCGCAGACAAUUUGUCCAACCUUCGCACCACAAUACCCCAGUUGACCCGCGACGCCCAACAACUACGAAAUGCUAUUCCCAAACUCGACGAGGAGGCGGUCCUGUUCUCUUCCAAAUAUAGCAGGGCCACGGAGAAUGCAGCGCUCGAGCGACGGAAGAAGGUUAUGCAGCUGGCAAGAAACAUUGACCGGCUUUCCGAUAUUCUGGAGCUGCCCACCUUGCUGGCCACAGCAGUGUCAUCGGCUGCGGCCAGCUCAGGUGGGACCGGUAGUUCCGCUUCGACCACAUAUUCCACCGCCCUGGAUCUAUAUGCGCACAUUAAGAGACUGCAGACCUUAUACCCGAACUCCCCGCUCAUCAAAGACGUGGUGAUGCAGGCAGAUGAAGCAAUGAGGGACAUGACCUCGAGUCUCAUUGCUGGACUUCGUACACAGAACCUGCGGCUAGCAGCUGCGAUGAGGACAGUUGGCUGGCUACGGCGAGUGGCGCCCGAGUUAGAAAAUCUCUACAGUGAUGGAGAUACUAUUCCAGGAGAGGGUGCGUUGGGUGCCGUGUUUCUGAUCUGUAGACUGGCGAAUCUGGUUACCAUGCUCGAGGCCCUGGACCCUUUGCGAGACUUGGCCGACCAGGAGACGCAGCGGCGGCUCCACAAAAACGAAAAACCCAACAGUGCGACAGGCACCUGGUCAGAGGGCCACCAGACGGAGAAAUACUUGAAACGAUAUGUCGAGAUUUUCCGCGAACAGAGUUUCGCGAUUGUCUCCUUGUACAAAAACAUCUUCUCUCCUGACCAGUCCGAGUCGGAACUGGCUGUCACAGGUCUACGUGGGAUUGAUCGUCGAGUCAAGGCGGCAGCCUCUAAAUCGGGCCGGAAUGAAAGCCCCUUUCAACGUCUGCCAUCCGCUCUGGCUACCUUUCCCAUGCAACUGGUCGAACUACUCGCGGAUACCUUGCGCACGUAUCUUCCCAAUGUCCGCGACAAGAGCUCGCGCGAAAGUCUCUUGACCCAGGUUUUGUACUGUGCAGCCAGUCUUGGUCGACUGGGAGGGGAUUUCGGAAUGAUCCUCACGGAGCUGGGAGACGAGGAGGACAAAGAUGCUGCUGAUGACCUGGCCUGCGAAUGGGAGGAGAUAACACGGAAACACCGAGCCUUGGCAGGGCGGUUGGAACAGCUGACUGGAGGCAGUGCAACAACAGGGCCUGCCAAAACAACAAAAUGACAAACAGACAAGUGACAAAGGACGUACUCUGUAAGGCUGUUUUUUUGGGUGGCCAGCAAAGAUGCCAACAAACAAACAUAUGACAUUGUCAGUCUCAAGAUUGAUUGAAGGGAUGAAGCAGUGAGCGUCUUUUGUUUCCCAUCAAUGAGGGAGAAACGGGGGGACACCCGGGGGUUACUAACCCGAUAAGGCAUGGCAUCCGCCGUCCAAUGCUGUCUGGACCAUCCGUCAUCCUCUCCAGUCGCCCUCUCUCCUCCCUCUCUCUCCCUUCCUCCCUUUAUCCCCCUCCCAUCUUCCCUCUCCAUCUU